Molecule: messenger RNA, 2988 nt
Organism: Clonostachys byssicola
Lineage: Eukaryota; Fungi; Ascomycota; Sordariomycetes; Hypocreales; Bionectriaceae
Source: the annotation of a GenBank genome assembly
AUGCUCCCCCGUCGGCGGUAUCGACUAUUUGUCGUGGGAGCCAUCGUCAUUUGCUUCUUGCUUUACCGGGUGCUGCAGAACUCCUGGGACCAGUCCUACGAGAACUCGGCUUUCGCCCAAAGCAAACCUCACUCACCUCAACACAUGAGCACAGGUGAACAGACUGCCCCUGCGAACCGUCCCCAGCCCCAGGUACCUCUGCCCGACAAAUCCAAGACCAGCGACAAGAGCCAAAAGGAUCGCGACUCUGCGCCCACCAAAGAAGAUGAGGGGUCCGGACUUGGAUCACAGCAUGAUAGCUCGAGCGACUCGAACGAUAGCGGAGAGCAAGACGAACACACGGAAGCACCAUUCUCGCCAAAGAAUUCUCUUGAUAUUCAAACUACAGACGAUGAUACACCCGAGAUGACAUGGAAAAACCCACCCAAUAAGGAGAAGAAUGUCGCCUUCAUUGGCUCAGAGGUGCACUGGACGAAGCCCAAAGAAUACUUCCCUGUCCCUAAGGAGUCCAUCAUUCCUCUGCCCACCGGCAAGCCCAAGGCUAUACCCAAGAUACAAUACGAUUUCGGUACCGAGUCCAAGGAGAGUCAAGCUACUCGGGAGAAGAGACUUGGCCGAGUUAAGGCUGAGCUCACUAGAGCUUGGUCUGGUUACAAGAAGUAUGCUUGGAUGCAUGAUGAGCUGAGGCCGGUCACCGCGGAAUACAAAGACCCAUUCUGUGGCUGGGCGGCCACUCUCGUUGACUCUCUUGAUACUCUUUGGAUUGCUGGAAUGAAGGAUGAAUUCGAUGAAGCCGUCAAAGCUGUUGAGAAAAUUGACUUUACGUGGACCAAGCGGCAUGAUAUCCCCGUAUUUGAGACUACCAUUCGAUAUCUUGGUGGCCUCAUUGCUGCCUUUGAUGUGAGUGGCGGUCGCAAAGGAUCCUACACUGUGCUGUUGGACAAGGCAGUCGAACUGGCCGAAAUUCUGAUGGGCAUCUUCGACACCCCCAAUCGAAUGCCUGUUCUGUACUAUGCGUGGAAGCCUGACUUCACCUCACAACCACGCCGCGCUGGUCGUGUUGGCAUGGCGGAGCUAGCCACCUUGUCAAUGGAGUUUACUCGUCUGGCCCAGUUGACGUCGGAGAACAAAUAUUACGAUGCUGUUGACAGGAUCACCAAUGCUUUGAUUGAUAUGCAAGAGGCUGGAACAGUCUUUCCAGGUCUAUUUCCCGAGGAACUUGACGCGUCUGGCUGCAACAAGACAGCUACGACAACCUCAAGUUCCCUCAGCAAACUAGCCCGGGAUCAAGUAAACAAGGGAGGCAGCUUGAGCGACCCUGAGGGUUAUGUUCCGGGUAAGACCCCUUUUGGGGAUGACCGGAAGUAUGCGAAAAUCGAAAAUACCAAUAGCCCAACACCAUCGACUUCAAAUGGCCAUCUUUCACCCAGGGCAAGCUCAGAUACGGAUUCGAAAUCUUCCCCGCCGAACAAGAACGACCUUGAUCGAGCCAUUGACCGUGAACGAUUCCUACCUCCUUUUGCGGCUAAUGGGCAAACGGCGAACUGGGACUGUGUUCCUCAGGGUCUAGUACCCGCCGGGUAUGGUCAACAAGUGUUCCACAUGGGCGGCGGGCAAGACUCGGCAUAUGAAUACUUUCCGAAGCAGUAUCUGCUCCUAGGAGGUCUCGAACCCAAGUAUCAGAAACUCCACGAAGAUACGAUUGAUUCCGUUGACAAGUAUCUGAUGUAUCGUCCGAUGAUAAAGGAUGAUGAUGACUGGGACGUUUUGUUUCCUGCCAAGGUGUCAACUUCCGGACAGCCCAGUGAAGAUUCCUUCGCCAAUUAUGAGGUUACCCAUCUCACCUGUUUCAUUGGAGGAAUGUAUGGAUUGGGAGGCAAGAUCUUCGGACGGGAGAAGGACAUUGAGACGGCAAAGAAGCUCACUGAUGGCUGUGUGUGGGCGUAUCAGUCGAUGCCAUCAGGUCUCAUGCCAGAAGGCUCAGUUGUGCUCCCUUGCCCAACACUUGAAAAGUGCGAGUUCAAUCAGACUCUUUGGUGGGACCGGUUGGAUUUCAGCAGAGAAUGGCGCGAGAAAGAAAUUGCACGAUGGGAGGCUACUGAAGCAGAGCUGAAGAAUAAGAAGCCGCAGCAACAGAAACAAAAACAGCAACAAAAGGGCCAACAGCAGAAGCAACAGCAGAAGAAGCUCAACGAUGCCAAGGUUCGAGACAGCGAGCCCGACGAUGAGCUGAAUGUCGGAGCAAGUGAUCGGUUACGUGAUAAGGGGCACACUAUUGAAACAACCGGCUCCUCGGCCAGUGAUCUUCACAAGAGGGUACCCCCGCCCAUCACCGAGAAGCAACAGAACAAGGGGUCUGAACUCCCAGACUCGUUGAAGAAAAAGUUGGGAAUCACCGAUGAAGAGUCGCCUAAAGCAUCCGCGGAUAAGACAAAUAAAAAACCCGGCUCCAGCGGAAAGGGGAAAUCUGGAUCGAGUGACUCAGUCGAUGACAAGCUAGAUGAACUGGAUGACUUCGAUGAUCUUGACGACCUCGACGAGACCCCCAACAUCCCGCAUUCCAACGUGCCAUCCAGGAUGGCUGUGAAGUCUGAGAAGCCUCUGACCCAUGAAGAGUAUGUGAAGAAGAAAAUCAGCGAUAAGGCACUGCCUCCAGGCUGGGUAGACAUCCAAUGGCCUAACUAUAUUCUACGCCCCGAAGCUAUUGAAUCUGUCUGGUACAUGUACCGUAUCACCGGCGACCCUGAAUGGAUGGAAAAGGGCUGGCGAAUGUUCGAGGCCACGUCCCGAGCAACGCGUACUCAGUUUGCCAAUAGCGCCAUUGACGAUGUCACCCGUGAAGAGCCGUCCCUGCUGGAUUCCAUGGAGAGUUUCUGGAUUGCCGAGACUCUAAAGUACUACCUCCUCCUCUUCUCUGAACCAGACGUGAUCAGCUUGGACGAGUGGGUGCUCAACACAGAAGCACAUCCAUUUAAGCGGCCGACAUAG